Magallana angulata is the source of this 5243-nucleotide messenger RNA. RefSeq lists its product as uncharacterized. The record is from RefSeq and is a predicted model, not a curated record. The coding region runs from base 101 to 4774 and encodes 1557 amino acids. NCBI's taxonomy places the organism in Eukaryota, Metazoa, Mollusca, Bivalvia, Ostreida, Ostreidae. The transcript is spliced from 16 exons.
AUCGGGCUCGAGUAUCAAAAAUUCUACACGCGGGACCAUCGUAAAAACUGAGGAUCUUGCAGUCGGAGAAUAGAACCCUGCUAAAUUCUGUCUAAAUGACAUGCCUCCCAGGAAAAGAUCAGUGAAUGUAGAGGGCAGUCCAAAAGUAUAUGUUGACAUUGAUGAUGUUUCCUGGAGGAUUAAGUCUGAGGUUGUAGAUGAGGCUGAACCAACCGGAGUUCCAUGUAGUCCUGGAAAAUCCUCAUACUCUCUCAGGAACUCUCCAAGACUCCCACAGAUUGUACCAUCGGAAGAAGAGGCAUUGGAGAGUUCUGAUGGAGACUUCCUGUCAUCCUCCGAUGAAUACCAGCCAGAAUCUGAUGGUGACCAGUCGGAAAGUGAUCCCGGGGACCAGUGGGGUAUUGUUCCCGGGGACCAGUGGCGUAUUGUUCCCGGGGACGAGUCGGAUAUUGAUCCUGAAGUUGAGUGGGAUGAGACGGAUGACAGCGAGUUGGAGUGGACAGAUGUCAAAACUGAACCGGGCAGUGGACUGGUUCGUUGUGAAAGCGAGGACAGAAUAAUCUACCCAAGAGUGUCAAGAAAAUCCCUUGAAUCUCAGAAGGAGAAGGUAUCAAGAAAUCGGAGAACCAAUGAAGUAUCAUCUCGUCAAAUGUCCCUGAGGUCAUCAGGCUUGAGAACCAGGUCAAAUAAGGUAUAUACAGCAAAGUUGAUGCAUUCAAGGGAGAAGUCAUCCAAAAACAGAAAAGCAAGAUUUCAGAGUAAACAUCAGAAUCAAAACACAACAAUACAACAUGAAGAAAAUGAUCAAAGAAAGAGUAAACGGGAUGAGAAUGCCACACAAAUGUUGGAUGAAAUGUCAGAGUCCUCUCUGGGGGACCAUGAUGUGGAUGAGAUAGAGGAUAACCCUAGCAAGGAACACCACAGUUCUGAGAAGGGUAUGGGACCAAACCAAGGUAGAAGGACAGCCGAUUCCUCUGAUGUUCUGGGCCAGCAGCACAGUGAAGAUCCUUGGGAAGAAGAUGGAGAACUGGAGGAAAGCGGCCCUGAGCAACCUCCAGAGUACAACAUGGAGAAACUACCUAAGAGACGAUCAAAGGCAUCCCCUGCCAUAGAAUUGCUGCCAUACAGUGGAAAGAUCUCCAUUCUUGUGCGCAAAACAUUAACCAGGCAUGAAAGAAAGACCUGGUGUCUGUUUUGUGGCAGAAAGGUGUUCCAGCUGACUCUCCAUCUACAGUGCAAACACCCAAAGGAGAGAGAGGUUGUAGAGAUGAAAAAGUACGGUAUAAACACAAAGCUCAGGAAAAAAAGAUUACAGGCCAUCUUUGACAAGGGUCUGUGUCGACACAAUGACAAAAUUAUUGAGGCAGGCAAGGGGACCCUGAUCCCUCUGAGGCGCCCCCUCACUACAGAGGGUCUGACAGUAGACCAGUUCUGUCAAGGGUGCUAUGUCUUUGUGGAUAAGAAUUUUGUGGAAACUCAUAAAUUGUCCUGUAGAGGGCAGAGUGUGGAGACCAUGGAUAAGCAGGGAAAUGAGAAAUCUGAUGUGGAGGAAGAACCACGUCGGAACUUAUUGAGCAUCACUGAUGACAUGAUAAACACUUUACGGGAAAAGCUCAAGCAAAUCUCAAAGAAUGGACAGAUAAAGGUCAUAGAGGAUAAACAUCACAAUGGUGGUAUAAUCUGUGCCUAUUGUCAUAUCACCCCCUGCCACUUCUCACGACACAUAGAGAGGAAACACUCGAGAGAGCCGAUGGUGAAGGAAGUUCUCGGUCACCCCAUUGGUUCCCAAGAGAGAAAGACAGGGUGGACGAAACUGAGGAACACUUGCCAUUUCUUCCACAAUAAGUCUGUGCUGGAGGCAGGGUCCGGGGAGCUGGUGAUUGGCUACGUGCAAGCCAAUCAGAGCAAGGACCCCAGUCUGCUGGAUGUUUGUGACAGCUGCUACGGACUAUUUUGGUGUCUGCAGUCUCAUAUCAGAAGAUGUCAGAAACAACUGCUCCUUCAGGCCAAGAAAAAAACUUGUGAGUGUAUGUUAGUCAGAUCUGCAGACACAGAGAAUUCUAAAGAUGGAUCCCCUUCUAACCAAGUAGACAACACAAAUGGAACUGAUGGACCGACCAAGAAGGGCGACUCAGGUACUGGAAUUCAAUGGCAGAAGAGAUCAGAUGGAAAAAAGAAAUAUCGCAAGGUCAACUGUUGUGUGUACUGUCAAACUCCUCAAUACAAGAUGUCCAAGCACUAUGUGGAGAAGCAUGGGGCGAAGGAAGAGGUUCAAAAAGCUAUGAAGUAUCCCAAACGGUCCAGAGAAAGAAGAGACAUCUUCUCCAUGUUGAUAUUAAAAGGCAACAAUGAACACAACAAGAGAGUCCUACAGCGAGGGCAGGGGACAUUGAUACCUCCAAGGAAACUCCAGGAAGAGCCAGACCAGACUACGGAAGAGAACCUCUUUUCAUAUUGCUCUCUGUGUUUUGCUCGAGUACAUAGUGGUAAUAUGUGGGCCCACAUGAAAAGACAUCGAAUGUCGGAGCAAAAAACACCUCAGGAAACAAAAACAAAUGAAGAGGGUGACAGAUUGGGACAACCUAGCAGAGGGCCAAGCCUUGGGGAGAAGGAUGGAGGCAUUGAGACGAGAAGAAUCAGAGGAAUGGACAAUGUCACUGAAGGAAGCAGUGAAAUCAACCCUCACCCACAGGAUAUUGACAACCAGGGGAUGACAGAGAACUCAACUUCUGAAGCAGAUCAUCCAAACCUGGAGAGAGAAGAGAGGGCUGAAAACAGACAGGAAGCAUGCAAUGGAGAGGAACAAAGCAACAAAAUGGAACCCAGCAACACGGAGGAAGCAAGCAACACAGAAGGAGCAUGCAAGAGUAGCCAAGGUGAUCAGUCAGCUGUUGGAUGUGAGAUGGAGGGGAAAAGAUGUUCUGUCUCACAGCCAGUUGAACAGGAUGGAGACAGACCAGAAUUUGAGUGCAUUGGAAGGGAAACAUCAAAUGAAAGGCAGGCAGAAGUGCAGCCUACCAUUAUAACAGUUAAAAGAGGCAGCAAGGAAGUACUAUCCUCCAUGAAAUACAGUGCAGACAUUUCCAUUUUAUUGUCCACCGUCCAGUCGUUCUGUCCGUACUGUCAGAAGUCCAGCAUCAACAUGAUCAAACACUUACAGCUCCGACACGCCACAGAGGGAGACGUACAGGAGGCCAUCAGGAUGCCCAUAGAGUUUGAGGCAGGGAAAAAGCUGUGGGCCGACCUAAUUAAGAGGGGGAACAGGGAACACAAUGACCGAGUGAUGCAGGCGGGGGUGGGGGAUUUGAUCCCCCUAAGGCGAAUCCAUCGGGCAGCCACCCUCAAGGACUACAACUUCUGCUUCAACUGUUAUCUGUUCAUCAAGAAAGUCAACCACAUGCACAAGUACUUCUGCAAGAACUCCCGACAGACUUUUGAGGAUAUUGAGGAGGAGACCCUGAGGAAAUCUGCAGUUGACAGCAGGCACAACUGCUUCUGUAAAGCAGCAGCAAAGGCUGAAGAAGCGGGAAAUUCCUCUGAUAAAGGACGGAGAAAAAACACUAGUCCUGCAAAGUUCCAUAUCAAGUCUGAUAGUGCAAUAAAUUUUGAUCAAUUCAAAAACAUGGAGAAGAUGAAGGUCAGCAAAAGCCAGUGUUGCCUGUACUGCCAGAAGUUGUUGGUACGAAUGGCUGUCCACUUGACAUUGGCCCACUCGGAUCAGCGGGAGGUACAGGAGGCUCUGCGUCAUCCCAAGAAAUCUCCGGAGCGGCGGCGGUUGUUCCUUGUCUUGCUAAGGAGGGGAAACUACAAACACAACAAACGAAUCUCCCACCUGGGCAGCGGUUUCAUGAUCCCGGUGUCGCUGCAUCGACAGAGAUUCGGUGACCAUGGGAAGUAUACACACUGUGAAGUGUGUCUUGGGCUGUUCUCCACAAGGGGUCUCAAAAAACACAUGGAGAGCCAUCACAAUGAACCAGCUAUUACAGAGAGUACUCAGGGUCUUUUUAAUAAAGAAGGAAGUCAGAAGUCAAAACUACUCCCUCCAAGAUCAGCCAGCAGAAAAGUUAAAGACUUAAUACAGAAUGAGGCCAGUGGAGAGAUGCCAGAUGAGAUUGCAGAAUCCUCAGAUGAGGAGUGGGACAGGGCAGAAUUCCGACGAUUACAGCGAGCCAAACACCGGCGACUCCAGAAACGGAAACUCUCACAGAGGGAAGACCAAUCAGAUGAUAGAGCAGGGCAAGACAAUGCCGCAGAAGAUGUGGCUACACAACAGGACACGGCAUCAACCAAAGAGGGCCCCACAAAGGAAAAGAAAAGAAAGGUGGCAAGGAAGGGUGUCAAACUUUGGAGUGAUGAGGAGAUGGCGGCCAUUGACAGCUUCUUCAGUAACCACAUCGAGGAUCUCAGGGUUCCUGGCAAGGAACAGUGCGAGGCUGCCAAGCAGAAGUUUCCCGAGGCUCUGAAGAGGCGGGACUGGAAAGGCAUCAAGUUCUGUGUGUACAACAAAAUUCAGACCAAGAAAAAACAAGAGAGGAGGGAGGAGAAGGGGGAGGAGAAGAGCUCAGAUAAGUGUCCCUGGACCCAGCCUGAGGUGUGUGCGGUGGAGAAACACAUGCAGUCCUUCAUCAACGACCUGGUCACGCCGGGCAAGCUGGACUGUCUACAGGUGAAGCGCAGGUGUGGGGCGGUACUCAGGGGCCGCUCAUGGAAACAGAUCAAGUUCUAUGUUUAUAACCGCGUCCUGAAGCGACGCAGGAUGCAGAGUACUGAAUGAGGAUCUGAUAGACAACUCAUUGUAAAAACUUGCAAUUGUAAGAAUUAAUUUUUGAACAGGAAUUUUUCUUUUUUUACAUGAGGAACAUGUAGUUUUUAUUUGUUGUUGUUUAUGCAGACAGAUGUAUUUGUAUUUUAAUUACCAAAGUCUCAGGAAAGUUUUGCCCAUUGAAGUGUUCAGUCAUUUGCCAUUUCCUUUUUUCAUUCUAUAUACAUGUAUAUAAAACGCAUUCAAUUAUUGGUGUCUCACUAUGUGUUUAAUUUUUUCUAAAUUCAUUUUUAACAUAUUUUUCUAGACUUGCCAUCAUUUUUAACAUAUUUUGCGAGACUUGCCAUAAACGCAAUAGGAUUUCAUCCUGAGAUUGUUAUGAUUUUAUAUACAGUAUGUAUCACAUCACGGUGUAUUGAAUGACAAAUUGCAUGUUAUACAGUAUCUGUUGGUUUGAUAUAAUAAAUUCAAAUAUUGUCAG